AAAGAAGUAGCUAGCUUUCUGGGUUUUCAUUUUUGUAGCCUUUAAUUUGCUUGCAUAGCUUUGUAUACCGCUUUAGAGAAUCGAGAGAAGACAACAAUGGCGGAUAAAGACUCAGAUUUCCCUUCUCAGAAGCUACCCUCUGCCUCUCAGGUUCUUGAAGAGCUAAAAGAGCUAUGGGGAAUGGCUUUGCCAAUAACGGCUGCUCAUUUAAUGGCGUUUUUUAGAGCAGUGGUCUCAUCCAUUUUCUUGGGCAGGCUAGGCAGUCUGGAGCUAGCCGGUGGUGCACUGUCCAUUGGGUUCACCAACAUAACUGGCUACUCAGUUCUAGUGGGCUUAGCCUCUGGACUAGAGCCAGUAUGCAGCCAAGCUUAUGGCAGCCAGAACUGGGACCUCUUAUCACUCUCUCUCCAACGCAUGAUCUUAAUCCUUUUAAUAGCAAUCAUACCCAUAAGCCUCUUAUGGCUUAAUCUCGAAACAAUCAUGAACUCAAUGGGUCAAGAUCGAAACAUCACAGCAAUGGCGUCAACAUAUUGUAUAUACUCUCUCCCUGAUCUUUUAACAAACACUUUGCUACAACCUUUGCGAGUUUUUCUAAGAUCACAGAAGGUGACAAAGCCCAUUAUGUACUGCUCACUCAUGGCUGUUGUAUUCCACGUGCCACUGAAUUACAUGCUGGUAGUGAUGAUGGGGCUUGGGGUCCCUGGGGUGGCAAUGGCAUCAGUAGUAACUAACAUGAACAUGGUGGUUUUGAUGGUGGGGUAUAUGUGGUGGGUACGUGGAUGGUGGGAGAUGAAAUGGACGGGUGGGAUUGGAGGGGUGUGUGAUGGAGUGGGGCCAUUGUUGAAGUUGGCAGUGCCUAGUUGUUUAGGUAUCUGCUUAGAGUGGUGGUGGUAUGAGAUAGUGAUUGUAAUGGCAGGUUACUUGCCAAAUCCAACACUGGCCGUGGCGGCCACUGGGAUACUAAUUCAGACGACUAGCAUGAUGUACACUGUUCCUAUGGCUCUUGCUGGCUGUGUCUCUGCUCGGGUGGGGAAUGAGCUUGGAGCUGGUAGGCCAUACAAAGCAAGGUUAGCAGCUAUGGUUGCAUUGGGAUGUGCCUUUGUAAUUGGUAUCAUCAAUGUCUCAUGGACAGUGAUCCUUAAAGAGAGAUGGGGUAGUUUGUUCACUAAAGAUGGUCUUGUUAAAGGUUUGGUAGCAUCAGUUUUGCCCAUAAUAGGCCUUUGUGAGCUAGGCAACUGUCCUCAAACAACUGGCUGUGGGAUCUUACGUGGCACGGCUCGACCUGUGAUUGGGGCUCGUAUCAACUUGGGUUCAUUUUACUUUGUGGGUACCCCAGUUGCAGUGGGCUUGGCUUUUGGGCUCAAUAUUGGAUUUGUUGGGCUGUGGUUUGGACUCCUUUCAGCGCAAGUGGCUUGUGUUGUAUCUAUUCUUUAUGUUGUGUUGGUCCGAACGGAUUGGGAACAUGAGGCAUGGAAAUCUAGGAAGCUGACCAGCAUCGAAAUGAGUCCAAGCGAUAGUGUCGAAGGUAAAGAACACGAAGAGGAAGAAGAAAGAAGGUUACUAGUUAAUGGAAAGCACAUUCGACUUAUAUUUUCUGAUUACUGAUAGAAUAAGUGUGCAAACUAUCUUAUAAAUAAAUUCAGUGUUCAGAAUAUUUAAAGAAAGAAAGCAGAAGAUCAAAUAUGUUGAUAUACAUCGCAUAUGUUCUCAACUUGAUUAGGCCACCGUAUAUGUACGGACAAUUGAGAUAGCUGUCUAAGAAGACAAACAAAAGAAGUUGAAUUUGAUAAAAACAUCUUUUUAGUGAUGUCUUUGUG
Manihot esculenta (cassava) is the source of this 1817-nucleotide messenger RNA. RefSeq names its product protein DETOXIFICATION 54. Gene Ontology annotation, molecular function: antiporter activity; xenobiotic transmembrane transporter activity. The transcript has 3 exons. NCBI's taxonomy places the organism in Eukaryota, Viridiplantae, Streptophyta, Magnoliopsida, Malpighiales, Euphorbiaceae. Gene Ontology annotation, biological process: xenobiotic detoxification by transmembrane export across the plasma membrane. The record is from RefSeq and is a predicted model, not a curated record. The coding region runs from base 97 to 1605 and encodes 502 amino acids. Gene Ontology annotation, cellular component: membrane.